ACAAGAUUUUUAAAGAAGAAGAAGAAGCAGGCAAGUGAGCCUUUAGUGGUUGGAAGAAGGAAGCAUUCUUUGAAAGGAUCAAUCAAUAACGCAGAGAAAAUAUCCUUUUCAUUUGUAUUUUGGAAAUAAAUAUAAAUUGUGAAAAAGCAAACGUUUAAUAAUGGCACGGCAUGACGAAAACGGGCCCGAAUUUGGUAAGAUUUCGAAUGAUCGUUUAAUCCAAUUGGUACGUUCAAAUCCUGCAAUCUAUGAUGUUAUGCAUCCGCAUUAUCGUCGAACUCCUGUCCGUAUGGCAAUAUGGGAUAGCAUAGCCAAGGAAUUGGGAGCACCAUCCCGCUUUCUACAGACAAAAUGGAAGAACAUACGUUACAAUUAUCUGCAGGAACAAAAGUGUUUGGAAACAGGAACGUUCAAUACAAACAUACGCAAGAGAAGAUUUACCGAAGAUUUGUCUUUUUUGAAAUAUACAGCAUUUCGUAGAGAUGGCCAAAAUGCUGCGAAUGCAUCAACGGAAUAUAAAAUUACGCCUGACACGGACUCCAACAGCUAUAUGUACCCGGAUAAUCUGUCGACAACGGUUUCGAGUACAUACGAAGUAAUUGAAUUGGAUCAAAGUGACGACGAUGAUGGCAAUCAUGAAUAUAUGCCGGAUGUGUCGGCUUUCUUGGCACCCAUGCACGAUAUUACCGAUCCCGAGGAUCCCUAUGCUCGGCCAGAUAACGCCGAAGAUUCCAAAAAUAACAUACGCAAUAGUCCAACAACAACUACACAUAGUAAUAAUGAUGAUUUUAAAAUGACGAUAACCCCUGAUAUGCCAGUACACGAAAGACGAAGUCCGAAUGCUGUAAAAAGAGGAACACCAGAUUCACAUGGUUCAUCGCCGCUGCUGACACCCAUGAACGAUGAGAAUAGUAAUGGAAAAAUUAAAAUUACAAAAUUAUGCAAUGGCGGAGGUACGGCAUCGCUAUCUGAAGUUACCAUACAACCACUGUCAUCAUCUACGACGACGAGUUCGUCGGGCCCCAACUCCUCGUUGGCGCUAAAGAAACGACGGCCAUCCUCAACCAGACCAGAUGAAUUGGUAUAUAAUGUGGCCAAACGUAGACCCGGACCUGGACCAUCCCAAUCCAUAAAUGAUCCCAUUGACAUGUAUUGCCUUUCGCUGGCAGAUUGUCUUCGUGCCAUGUCACGUUCGGAGAGGGAAAGGGUUAAAUUUGAAUUCUCCAAAAUUCUCAAAGAUGCCCAUUACGUUGACCAGUCGUAAAACUAUGCCAUCGAAUUUUGUUUUACAACACAAUUUUAAAACAGUAUUUUCCCACUAAUUGUAACGACCUAACUUAAGGAUUCCCCAGUUUUUUUUUGUAAUGUAGCAGCAUUCAUUUUACUUGUAGCAAGUAGGUAUACUUUUUGUAUAAUAAUUCAAGCUGAAACAUGUAACAAUUUUUGUUUGUUUGUUUCAUGUGAAACAGAAUUAUGUUGCUUUUUUAAAACAACAGCACUAUGGACAUACCAGUAAUUAAUUACUUUCAUAAUUUAUAUUUAUUGAUUACACAUUAAGAUUAACACACACACACCUUACCUAUACAAAUAUGUAAGAAACACAAUUGCCGAUAAUUAUAGCCAUAGUUUAAGUGUACAAAAACAAACGGAUAAAUUAAUUUACAUUAAUAAAUUUUAUUUUCUUAAAAAUAGUUCCAAA
This is a messenger RNA of Musca domestica (house fly), 1699 nucleotides long. RefSeq lists its product as uncharacterized. Gene Ontology annotation, molecular function: DNA binding. Bases 161 to 1264 code for a protein of 367 amino acids. Gene Ontology annotation, biological process: regulation of transcription by RNA polymerase II. The transcript has 4 exons. NCBI's taxonomy places the organism in Eukaryota, Metazoa, Arthropoda, Insecta, Diptera, Muscidae. The record is from RefSeq and is a predicted model, not a curated record. Gene Ontology annotation, cellular component: transcription regulator complex; nucleus.